This is a messenger RNA of Thermochaetoides thermophila DSM 1495, 1953 nucleotides long. RefSeq lists its product as uncharacterized. The coding region runs from base 1 to 1953 and encodes 650 amino acids. The record is from RefSeq and is a predicted model, not a curated record. The transcript has a single exon. NCBI's taxonomy places the organism in Eukaryota, Fungi, Ascomycota, Sordariomycetes, Sordariales, Chaetomiaceae.
AUGCAUCUGUCCACUGGCACUCUUGUCACGGCCCUCCUGGCCGCAGCCGUCCAGGAUGUGGCCGCAGCUGCGCAGAACGACGGCUACCACAUCCAGACAGUCGCCAACCCUCCGCGCGCCAGGAGUUUGACUGACGAUGCCACCGCGACCGCGGCAGUUGAUUCCUCUACUGUCGAGACGUCAGCCACCAUUGAGACAUCGUCGGUCCUCGACACAUCAGCAGCCAUCGAAACUUCGGCCAUUGCUGCGACUUCAUCAGCCCUCGUGUCUCCUCCUCUCGCGCCGCUUGUGCCGCCCGACAGCCCUUCUGCCAUUGUUCCCCCUUCCAUUGUGACGUCUGCCCUAACUACGUCAGCGGCUCUUUCGUCGACCACAUCGGUCCUCACCUCUGCCAGCCCGGCCUUUAGUGCGACUGCGACUGCGACUGCGACUGCGACCACUUCUCAAGCACAAGCAGGGACAGCAUCGACCUCCAGUGCCGCUGCCGUUUUCACCCCCCUGCCCAUCACCACCUCGGUUGCCGUAGCAACCCCCAUCCCUCCCGAGGUCCUCUCCUCUCUUCAGUCCAGCGCUUCUGAGGCUGCUUCAUCCGCUGCUUCUGCCAACGAAGAGGCGGCGAGAGGAGGCCUAAAGCAGCCACCUGGUUUGCAGAAUGGCGCCCCUGGCUCACUACUGCCCCUACCCGGUCUGGUCAAUGCCCCAGUUUCGCUCCAGCCUCUGCCGGGACUGACCCUGACCACUGGCACUGAGACGGAAACAACGGAGACAACGCCCACCACUACGGACUCUUCUGCCAUCGAGACAGGUACUGAUGCAACAACCACCUCUGACGUAGACUCAGAGACUUCUACAGGGCUGCUGCAGCUUCCUGGUUUCAUCAACACCACACCGGCCUCUCUGGCGCCGCUGCCCACUCUCGACACAGAUACUCCAGUCAUCGGCGUCAUCGUGGAUGACAGUUCAUCCACCGAGACCAGCGAGCUUGAAAGCUCGACUUCGACCUCCGACUCCUCGACUGAGACGCCUACCACAACUGCUCGCAUCGGCUUCUUCACCCCCAUCCUCAUCAGUUCCACGACCACAAGCGCGACAGAUUCCUCGACUACUGACGCUGCUGUCAUCGGUUCCUUCACGCCGAUUGGCACCGGCAUCAUUGGAACCGGCGCCCUGACUUCUUCGUUUGCCAUCCCGACCGAAAGUGCUUUCUUUCCCUUCCCAAACAGCACUGCGACUACUGCUGCUGGCGGCGUGCUCACCCCGCUCCCUGGCGUUGCUGCCCCGACCGGCUCGCUCUUGUCUCCGGGCGUCAGCGGCACUGCAACAGAUGGUGAUGGUGUCUUGCAGCCAUUGCCCACGGAUAGUGUUGCCAUCACGGCUACUGAUGGCACCUUGCUGCCUCUUCCUACUGACACCCUGGAUACCACCGGUACCGGCUCGCUGCAGCCUCUUCCCACUGAUAGCCUGGAUACCACCGGCACCGGCUCGCUGAAGCCUCUGCCCACUGACGGCAUCGACACUACUGCUACGGAUGGUUCACUCCAGCCGCUUCCCACUUCUGGAGUCGAUACUUCCGCCACCGCUACUGGCACCGAUGCCCAGUCGCCGCCUCUAACCACCAAUUCUAUCGCCACUGGCACCGGCUUCAUCCUCGCCCCAACAGACGUGUCCUCUUUCCUUACCUCCAUUCUCAGUGCUUCUUCCUCGGCCUCUGUUCAGCUGACUACCCUCACUACCGUCAGCAAUGGUGUCACUCAGACACUAGUGACUAGCGCCACGGCCGCCGCCGCCGUGCAGACUGGCAUUGGCGGCAUCAACGUCGACACCAACGAGGCGGACACGACGACCGAUUCGCUCACCACUGGCGCUGGCACGGAGAGUGUGGAUCGGAGGAAGGGCUUGUGGAUGGCCUUGGUGAUGGGAGCAGUCGGUGUUUUUGCCGGCCUGCUUAUGUAA